Messenger RNA from Pollicipes pollicipes, 1576 nucleotides. RefSeq lists its product as uncharacterized. The record is from RefSeq and is a predicted model, not a curated record. Bases 165 to 1460 code for a protein of 431 amino acids. The transcript is spliced from 10 exons. Gene Ontology annotation, cellular component: plasma membrane. NCBI's taxonomy places the organism in Eukaryota, Metazoa, Arthropoda, Thecostraca, Pollicipedomorpha, Pollicipedidae.
AACAUAUUGACAAUACAUCGCCCUGCUUUGGACUUCUUUGUGACUAUUUCUGGUUGUUGCUGCAUUCUGGUUGCGUUGGAUCACGUUUUCAACCGUACCGAGCCAUUCAGCACCAAGAAAAUGAGUGCAAGCAAGUAACUGAUGCACCACUUGAGACGUCAGUCAUGUGGUUCAGUGUAGUUUUGGUGUUUCUUCCUAUCAUUGGUGGCGCGCGUGUGUACCUGGACAACGAUGGCCCGGCGGUGGUGGGGGCGCCCAUCAUGUUCACGGCCCGUGUCGAGCUGGACGGUGAUGAAGGCCGCCCCAGCGAGCUCAUAUACGAGUGGGCUGACAACGCGUCUCCCCAGCACUACAACAAGUCGGAGCCGACGUCGUCACUGCAGGCCACCAUGCUGGUGGUGUUCAACGUCAACGACCUGUUCGGCUACUACACGAUGACGGUGACGGUGAAGGAGCCGCGCACCAUCCUGCCCGACAGCGUCAUCGGCGAGCAGUCCACCCUGUACAGCAUCACAGUGAACCUGAACGGCCACAUCGAGCUGUCGCAGCCGGGCGUGUCGCAGCGCGAGCCGGGCCACGUCAGCACCGCCAACGAGACGCGCCUGACGGUGCGCUUCCGUGACCCGCACCACUUCCUCGACUCGGCCAGCAAGAUCGAGUACUUCUGGUCCGUCAACGACCGCCGAAACCUGGGGCCGUUCGUCCACCCCGACCUCAGCUACAACUUCACCAAGCUGGGCUCGAACUUCGCGCGUUGCAUCGCCGUGGCGCACUUCGACAAGAACGUGACGGCCGGCACCGGCAGCGACUCGAGCAAGUGGGGCCUGUUCUCGCUCAGCUUCCUCGUGGACGCGCCGAUCACGGUGGUGAAUGUGUCGGGCAACAACUGGCUGAAGCACGGCGAGCUGCUCAACCUGACUGUUCACUGCAACGGCACCGGGCCCUGGAACUACUGCGUCAACGUCUACAGCGGCCGCUACAACGUCACUGGGAACGAGACGUGCCCGUACCCGAGCGUCACGGCCGAGUGUAGCGUCGGCAUCGUGCGCUACCUGCGGGACAACGGCACCUACACGGCCGUCAGCGUGCUCUCAAACGCCGUCAGCCGGCGGGUGACGCCUGUCGCCAUCACCGUCUACACGGCGGCGCGCCAGUCGCAGCUGUCGUACUACAUCAUCCCGCUGAGCUGCGCGCUGGCCGCACUUGUCUUCAUCCUGUUCGGCUCCAUCAAACUGAUUCGGUCACGGCGAGACUACAACCUGGAGAUCGCCGACUUCGACUUCAGUCAGCCGGAGGCGCUGAACCACCCGUCGUUCGGGCGCCGGCUGCUGGCCAGCCUGUGGCCGGGAGGCGCGCGCCACGCCACUGGAGCCGCCGGCGCCGAGUCGGACGCCAUCCUGCCGCGCGGCCGCACGCACCGGCGCAGCUACGGCCUCGUCGAGGACUACGAGGAGGACUGACGCAGCACGGCGGGCGUGUGACGGCCGGUGGCGGCGGCGGCGGCUCGGAACGGCCGAGGGCACCCGGAGCCGGCACAGACUCGGUGUGGACUCACGUGGCGUCUCGGCAACAGAGA